This is a messenger RNA of Dipodomys spectabilis (banner-tailed kangaroo rat), 1969 nucleotides long. It is a transcript of the gene CUNH18orf54, whose product is annotated as chromosome unknown C18orf54 homolog. The record is from RefSeq and is a predicted model, not a curated record. The transcript is spliced from 10 exons. NCBI's taxonomy places the organism in Eukaryota, Metazoa, Chordata, Mammalia, Rodentia, Heteromyidae. Bases 265 to 1866 code for a protein of 533 amino acids. Gene Ontology annotation, cellular component: plasma membrane; Golgi apparatus. Gene Ontology annotation, biological process: activation of protein kinase B activity.
GAGCGCGGGCGUCGCGCUCGGCUGUGAGGCCGCGCUGCCAGCGGCGGGGCGGUGGCCGGCUCGGUGAUGCUUUGUCGCGUCUGCAGUUCUGUGAGCGGCCCGGGGCGUCGGCGGAGAGUGGCGGUAGCGGAGAUGUCCUGGCCUCGCCGGGGAGCGGUCCGGUCCGCGGGGUGGAUUGGCGUUUGGAGGCUCGGGCCCGAGCGUUUGUGGCGGGAACGUUAUUUUUAAGAAAAAUGAGUAAAAACCACUCAUUUUGAAACAGCGAUGGCAAAAUCAAACACGAAACACAGAAUUUAUUCUCAGGAAUCUUCAGUAUCAUCUCUCCUGGCAAGCUGUGGUCUGGGUAGCAGUAAUUCCUCCAACUCUGAUGGCUCUUUUCACUAUAAGAAUAAGCUAUACAGUUCUGCUUCUCAGGCUCUACAGGCUUAUAUAGAUGAUUUUGAUCUGAGCCAACUAAAUCCUGAUGCAAGCACUGGAAAAAUUAGCAUUGAACGUUCUGCUAAUAUGUCAGGAUUCUCAAACUAUAGUUAUAAAACAAACAAAGCUUUUGAAAAUCCUGAUCGCAAACCGCACUCAAAUUCAUUAUCUUAUAGAAGAGAGACUAUUAAUGAUGUAGACUCUGUUAGCCUUACAACUGAUGACCUGUUAAGACUUCCAGCAGAUGGAUCUUUUUCUCUCACUUACGUUAGACCAGGUCAUCGACCAAGCAAGAAAAGCAAGAAAUACAUGGGAAGACCAGGUUCAUUGGAAAGGAAUCCAAAUUUUCAAGAAUCCUCCACUCCCACGGGCAAGAAUAACUUAGACAGUUCUGUUGUAAACACAAAUGUGAAUGGAAAGCAAUGUGGUAGGCCAAAAAAUCCCAAAUUUUUGAAUAGGACUAAUAAAACUUUAAUUUCAGAGCCAUCUUUUCCCAAAGAAUCAUCUUUUAAGGACAGUUCAGAGCACAAUCCUGAAAAGAAUUAUCCGAGAUGGCUCACUAGCCAGAAAUCUGACCUUAAUGUUUCUGGGAUAACUAGCAUACCUGAUUCCAAAUAUCCAGUCUGGCUCCACAAUCAAGACUUGCUACCUGAUGCAGAUAGUCAAGAAGUUUAUAGAACAUUGAAAGAAGAUCAGUGUUCUCCCAGACAUAGCUACCAGGCACAAAGAACUUCUCGGCUUAAAAUGGAUUGUUGUGAAUAUUCUUUUGAGCCCUCAAACUUUUCAAAUUCCUUGAGUGAUGCUAAAGGAUUACAUAACAAAUACAAAUGUGAUUCUGAACCCAACCAGGCUCAGUGUGAGAAUCCACUUCUCUCAGAACAAUCCGAAAAGCCAUUCAGUGGUGACAAAAUUGAAUUGCUUAUCCUGAAGGCCAAGAGAAAUCUAGAGCAGUGUUGUGAAGAGUCGCCCACGCCUAUGAAAAAGGACAACAGUCCUUGUUCAUUGGAUAAACUUGAAGCAGAAAGAUCCUGGGACAAUGUUCCUAUUACUUUCAAAUCUCCUGUUCCUGUUAAUUCUGAUGAUAGUCCUCAAGAAACUUCAAAGGCAAAGAGUGCUAAAGAUUUUCUUGAAGACUUUCUAAAUAAUGAUAAUCAGAGUUCUACCCUUUCUGGUGGCAAACAUCAUGGUCCUGUUGAAGCCUUAAAACAAAUGUUAUUUAAUCUUCAAGCAGUUCAAGAAAGUUUCAGUCAGACGAAAACUACAGAAAGAAAAGAAGAUAUUAAACAAGUUUCAGAAAAUGAUUUCUCCAAAUUACAGUUGAAGGAGAAUAUGAUUCCUAUUACUAGGUCUCUUCAAAAUAAAUUAUUUGAUCCUUUUUGCCCAUGGACAACUCAGCAUUUGAAAUGCAUGAGGAUGGAUCACAGAAAGCUUUGUCUAUUGGGAAGAUGAACACCAUCUCCAGAAUGGAAAAGGAGAGGCAGUGGUCACUGAUGAGCAUUUUCCUGCUGUGUCUCUUGGCCUGUGUCAUCACCACAGCAAUUGGAGUACUGAU